CACAAUUCAUAAUUGGAGAGGAGAAAUCCGCCAUUUGCAAUCGUUCGCUGCGUUCGUUUGCGUUUCGUUUCUCUUGAUGCGAUCUUUCUUGUUAGCUUUUCUUCAUAUCACGCGUAGUGUCAUCAAAUUGCAUUAGGAGCACAAUGGCAUAUAAUCGUGGAGUGAAAAGAGAUUCCUUUGGUAAUCGAGGAACUUUCAAUCGGGGUGUUAGCGGAGGCAGUGGUAACAGAGUUGGCAAUAACAGUGGCAUGGGAAGUAACAUGGGCGGAGGAAUAAGUGGGAGUGGCGGUAUGGGUGGAAUGAAUCCCUGGGAAGGUGGCAUGAUGCCUGGCAGAGGCAUUCUGCCUACACCCAACAACAAUCUCUCCUUGGCAUCGCCGCAGGCACAAUUAGCAAUCGCCAGCAAUCUCCUUACAAAUUUACUCCGUAGUCAGCAAGAGGCACAGCCACAGCAGGUACCGUCUCUUAUGAGCCUGGGAAAUAAUUAUUCUGGACCAGGACCAAAUUAUCCCAAUCAGCAGAAUUAUUCCUCCGGACGGUUCGGAUCUAACGAUCGACCGGCACGGCAUCCCAUGAAGAAUCAACGUCCUCAGCCAUACAGCAAGAUGGGCAAUCGAGCCCGAGAUGGUCCCGCUGGGCGACGUGGCCCAUCCGCACAACAAUCUCGUGCACCCCAGUCUGGCAGUCAACGUAUGAACGGAAACCAAAUACAACAUCGCAACGAUAAAUCUUCUAAACCAAUUCCUGCCUCUAAACAAAAUCAGACUGCCAAAAAGGAACAGCAGGAUGUUAAGACCUCUGAUAGCGAAAAAGCAGAACAGCCUGUUCCGAAAAGCAGUGAUGCAGAUGAGUCUGAAGAUAAGAAGCGCGAUUGGAAGGACGAGAAAAACACGGCAGAAGAAGUGAAAGUUGAAAAAAUGGAAGAUGAAAAGAUGGACGAUAGCGAGAAAAAGGUGGAAAAGUUCGCUGAAGAUUCUUCGAAAGAAGCAAAGGAUACGUCUGAGAAAACUGAAAAAGAGAACAUGAAAACGACUAGCAAGAAAUCGGAAGUUAGACACGCUGAAAGUCGUUACUCCGAUGUUCCGAUGAACCAUAUGUUUUGUCAUAUUUGCAAUAAACAUAUGUGGGACGGAUUUUCCUUCGAAAAUCAUCUACGCGGACGUGCGCAUCAACUGAUGAUGGAAAAGUUGGAUGAAUCGUACAAAUUGAAAGUCGAUUUGAUGAGACACGAGCUACGAGUUGCCGAGGAGCAGCGCGAGCUUAGCUUGAACAACUCGAAACGACGCGGUAAAAAAGUCUCUGUAGAUUUCAAUGUGAGAGAAUAUUGUACGAUGUGCGAUCUGAACUUUUACGGAACCUUAUCUACACAUAGGAAGAGCGAAAAGCAUCAACAAUUGAAAACAUUCUUGCAUCCUCGAUGCUUUCCUUGUUUAAAAGAAUUUCCGUCUCGCAUAGAAUAUGAUGAGCACUGUUUAACACCGGCUCAUAUGAAGAAUGCCGUUCAAUGCGAGGAACAACGGAAAAAUAAAAAGAAAGAAAAACUGGCAAAGGGAGAGGCCGAGGUUCGUACCGCAGAAGACGAGGAGAAAGAUUUGUGUCAUGAUUCAAAGAACGAAAAAGAAGAGGAUUCAGGAGAACAAGAAUACAUCACGGAUAUCAUAGAAAAUUUAACUGAGAAGAAACUCAAGAUACCGUCUUACAAAUAUUGCCGUCAAAAUCAUAUCUUUAUUGGUAAAUCUAUGGUCAAGGAGGUCCAAGGAUUUUAUUGCGAGCGUUGCCGAAGAUUUAUGCUCUUGGCUGAAGAUAUGAACGCUCAUCUACGCAGCAUCACACACUAUCGGAACUUUGUGGCAGAAGUAAAAUCAUCAACAUUGAACGUGCCAGCUACAGAGUCGAAAGAAACUGAACAAACUGACAAUGAGAAAAAUGUUGAAGUUAAGGAGGAAUGUGAUGUACAUUGGAAACGUCGCAAGAUUAGUCAUGAUGAAAAUGAUGAUAAUGACAAGCCGAAGGAGCAGCAAGAGAAUAGUGCUGAUAAUGUAAACGUAACACCGAAGAGAUCGGACGGAGAGGAGAAGUAUGAUCCAUUGGAAGCUGAUGCUGCCGAAUCGGAGGAGGAGGAAAAUCGCGAAGCGGAGGAGGAUAUGAAAGAGACCGUUGUGGAAAACGCUACCAAUACACAGGAUGUAAAACCUUCAGUUGAUGAAGUGUGGGCAGAUAUGGAUAAUGACAAUGAUGUUGAAAUGGGUAACCUAAUCGAUGAGGCGGAUGAAAAAGAACAUGCCGAAUCUGAAAAAUCUGUACCGAAGAUAGAACGAAAUCAUAGUCCUCAAAUGAAACAACCUAGAGGUCGCGGAUUCGUACGCGGUCGCGGUGGUCCGCGUGCCAGGAGAUCCCGGCGAUAAGAUAACGCCGCGAUUUAUGGAUUUUAUUGCGUGAAAUAUGAAAGUAAACGUGA
This is a messenger RNA of Mycetomoellerius zeteki, 2458 nucleotides long. RefSeq names its product Protein on ecdysone puffs (gene Pep). The coding region runs from base 144 to 2405 and encodes 753 amino acids. The record is from RefSeq and is a predicted model, not a curated record. Lineage: Eukaryota; Metazoa; Arthropoda; Insecta; Hymenoptera; Formicidae. Gene Ontology annotation, cellular component: nucleus. Gene Ontology annotation, molecular function: zinc ion binding; nucleic acid binding. The transcript is spliced from 10 exons.